This is a messenger RNA of Gekko japonicus, 1380 nucleotides long. RefSeq names its product protease-associated domain containing 1 (gene PRADC1). The coding region runs from base 58 to 618 and encodes 186 amino acids. The transcript has 5 exons. The record is from RefSeq and is a predicted model, not a curated record. Lineage: Eukaryota; Metazoa; Chordata; Lepidosauria; Squamata; Gekkonidae.
ACGGAGCGCUUUGCAUGGCCGCGGCGAGCCCGGAGCGGAGCGGCUGCAGCCACGGACAUGCCCCGCGCCUGGCCCGGCUGGCUGAGCGCCUGGCUGUGCCUCUGCUCGGCGGUGCACGGUUUACGCAUCCAGCAGUAUCUUUAUUUCCAAGUGCUCAGCCCGGGGGACAUCCGCUACAUCUUUUCUGCCACGCCGGCCAGGGACUUUGGAGGGGUGUUUAACACGAGAUACGAGCAGAUCUACCUGGUCCCUACGGAUCCUCCCGAGGCUUGCGGCGCGUUGAACAACGGCGUCUUUGUUGAAGGCCAGAUUGCCUUAGUGGAACGCGGGGGCUGCUCGUUCCUGUCCAAAACCCGCGUUGUCCAAGAGCACGGGGGCCGUGCGGUGAUCAUCGCCGACAACGCCUACGACAACGAUAGUUCCUACGUUGAGAUGAUCCAGGACGGCAACAGCCGGACGGCGGACAUCCCUGCCCUCUUCCUCCUUGGGAGAGACGGGUACAUGAUCCGGCGUUCCUUGGAGCAGCACGGGCUCCCCUGGGCCGUGAUAUCCAUCCCUGUCAACGUCACCAGCAUCCCGACUUACGAACUGAUGCAGCCCCCGUGGACCUUCUGGUAGCAAAGGAAAGAGCCCGCCCUGGACCAACCUGGGACCAAAGAAGACUCUUAAACUGAGGGGGGCGGGGAGUCAAGACUCCGUACCCCGACUCUGCUGGUUCAGAAUCUAGUGGGGGCUUCUGCCCUCUGCGGUCUUCCGGUGGCUGAUCUCCAAGCACCCAGAGCCAUACCUCCAAAACGUCUCGUGCGUAGAGAGGGUUUGUCCACCGUGAGUCAGACCGCGUAGUGUAGUGCUGGCCGACAGAACUUCUGCAGCUUCUUAGACCUCUUAACUUGGAUUGCGCCGGGAUCUUGACUGUGCAGAGCAUCAGCCCCACCUUAGGGCUGCCCCGGAGAACAUAAGUUUGAAGACCUUGGAGGCUCUGCCUGGAAUACCCCGAGGGUUGCCACUCGCAAUGCUCCCUCUAAGCUGUGGCAGCUGACCCUCAGUCAGAUGGCAUAGAUCCUUGUGCCGUAGUGGCAGCUAAAAAUCUGCAUAAUCAGAUUACCAAUGGCCAAUCAGAAGCCCUGCUGGGCAGGGGGCAGGGGCCCCACCCACUUUCUGAAAACAGUUGGCUGGCACCAGGAACAGUGCUGGCGGGCACGAUGUUGGGGACCCCUAGAGUACAUACUUGUAAUGGGAAGCUGGCUUUGCCUGCCGGAGGUCUGCUUUGCGGAAGAUCACACUGCUCCAAACUCUGAAAUUGGGGGAUUUUGCUCAGUCCAUCGUUCUAACGCUGCUCAGUCCAAUGCUUGGCUUCUCAGUCCCCACACGGGCACCCCC